AUGGAAGAUUAUAAAUAUCUCUUCAAAGUGGUAUUAGUUGGAAACGCUGGAGUUGGAAAAACAUGUCUAGUACGUAAAUUUACACAAGGUAUUUUUCCUGCAUGUCAAUCGGCUACAAUAGGUGUUGAUUUUAUGAUUAAAACAGUUAAAGUUGAUGAUGAUAAAAUAAAACUACAAAUAUGGGAUACAGCUGGUCAGGAACGAUUUAGAUCAAUAACUCAAAGUUAUUAUAGAUCAGCUCAUGCAAUUGUUUUGGUAUACGACGUGGCUGUACAACCAAGUUUUGAUUGUUUACCAGAAUGGUUAUCAGAAAUUGAACAAUAUGCUAAUAGAAAAGUUUUAAAAAUAUUAGUUGGUAAUAAAGUUGAUAAAGAAGAUGAAAGGGAAGUGCCUGAACGAAUAGGUGUUCAUUUUGCUGAUGCAAAUGGUUUUGAUUAUUUUUUAGAGACAUCUGCUUUAGAUGCAACAAAUGUUGAUACAUUAUUUCAAGAAGUUGCAACAAGGUUAACAAGAGAAAUGAAAUUGACUGAUGAAAAACUUGUAUACAAAAACGACUAUGAUUCUGGUUCAGUUUCGCUUGUUGAUAAGGCACAAGCUCAAUUAAAUAGUUGUUGUGGUAGAAAUUGA
Molecule: messenger RNA, 627 nt
Organism: Strongyloides ratti
Lineage: Eukaryota; Metazoa; Nematoda; Chromadorea; Rhabditida; Strongyloididae
Product: Ras-related protein Rab-30
Exons: 4
Coding region: 1-627 (208 amino acids)
Cellular component (GO): trans-Golgi network
Molecular function (GO): GTP binding; GTPase activity
Source: RefSeq, a predicted model, not a curated record